Messenger RNA from Corythoichthys intestinalis (scribbled pipefish), 3044 nucleotides. RefSeq names its product solute carrier family 35 member A3b (gene slc35a3b). The coding region runs from base 153 to 1154 and encodes 333 amino acids. The transcript has 8 exons. Gene Ontology annotation, molecular function: UDP-galactose transmembrane transporter activity. NCBI's taxonomy places the organism in Eukaryota, Metazoa, Chordata, Actinopteri, Syngnathiformes, Syngnathidae. Gene Ontology annotation, cellular component: Golgi membrane. The record is from RefSeq and is a predicted model, not a curated record. Gene Ontology annotation, biological process: pyrimidine nucleotide-sugar transmembrane transport.
GGAAAUGAUGAAAAUAGCAUGUUGUUUUAUGCACAGAUUACCCGGCAAACAAACUAGUCGUCGUGGGUCCGGAAGGAGCAGCAGCAACAGCCACAACAUCUACGCCAUCUACAAUGACUCUUCUUUCUUGGGAAUAAGGUUCCUCUUCCACGAUGUCCUCCACACACCCCAUGAUGAUGAAGUAUCUGUCUCUGGGAGUUUUGGUGUUGCAGACCACUUCGCUGGUACUCACCAUGCGCUACUCCCGCACUCUGACGGAAGUCGGCCCCCGCUACCUGGCCUCGUCCGCCGUCGUGUUUGCCGAGGCGAUCAAAAUCCUGGUCUGCGCUGUCUUGGUCUUCGUGGAGAAUAAUUACAGUGCGCGAGCCACCAGGCAGCUGCUGAAGGACGAGAUUGUGAGCAAACCCCUGGAGACUGUCAAGCUGGCCAUUCCUGCAGGAAUCUACACACUGCAGAACAAUCUACUCUAUGUGGCCUUGUCCAAUCUGGAUGCAGCCACGUAUCAGGUGACCUAUCAGCUGAAGAUUCUGACGACGGCGCUCUUCUCCGUCUCCAUGUUGGGAAGGAGGCUGGGAAUGUAUCAGUGGCUGGCCCUGAUCCUCCUCAUGGCCGGAGUCACUUUGGUGCAGUGGCCUACGGCGCCCCAGGAAGAUUCGGAGAUGAAGGCGCUGUCUGCCAGCGCCCAGUUUGUGGGUCUGAUGGCGGUGCUGACGGCGUGCCUAUCCAGCGGCUUUGCCGGCGUCUACUUUGAGAAAAUUCUCAAGGAAACCAAACAGAGCGUGUGGCUUCGUAACAUCCAGCUGGGUUUGUUCGGGUUCAUCUUUGGUACAUUAGGAAUGAUGGCGUACGAUGGCCAGAGAGUUCGACAGUACGGAAUCUUUCAAGGCUACAACACGAUCACGUGCGUGGUGGUUUGCUUACAGGCUUUAGGCGGCUUGGUCGUAGCCGUUGUCAUCAAAUAUGCUGACAAUAUCCUGAAAGGCUUCGCGACCUCCAUGUCCAUCAUCUUGUCGGCGCUGAUCUCCUAUUUCCUGCUGGGAGACUUCAACCCUAGCAGAAUCUUUUUCUCAGGGGCGGCACUGGUGAUCACCGCCACAUUUCUGUACGGGUACGAGCGCAAACCUGCCAUCGGUAGUAACGCUGUUAAAGUAUAAAGGAGAGAAGUCCGACCGCCGGCGAGCACAGUACGACCUUGUCAAGUGUGGGAACAAGAAAAUCUGUUGCUGACUGUGAUCAGACGUGCCCUUGCAUCGCUGCAACUUUACCCAAAGAACAAGAGAACACGCGAUAAGAGGAGAAACGACAUUGGAAGACGAUCGCUCUCAAUGAUAAAUCAUAAAAUGUCUUCUUCCUCUGGCCAAGAUGCAUCGUCGGCACAAGACAUCUGAUCCGUUUGAAGCGGGAGGGUGGCAGCGAGUGAACGAAUCUCACCUCAAAUGGAUUGGACAUCGAGCGCCAAGACAACGAGUUAAGCAGUGUCUCACCAAGCCAUAACUUUACAUUCAAGUGAUUAUGAAUGUUAAUGCACAGUUAAUACCAAAUUACUCCUAUUUUGUCAUACUCACAAUUAUUCGUAAAUAAUAGUCACCUGACUGGAUUGAUUGUAAAUUUGUGAUCAUUUUUGUGUGUUAACUAUUUGAAAAUGGAACAAAUUUGCAAUUGAUCACGAGGUAACUAUUUUUUUUUUUUUUUUUUAAUCUAUAUAUGGCAGAAAACACUAAGGUGACUUGUCCUAUAUGCUUGUGUGAUACAAGAUUGGAAAGCUUAAAAUCUCCAUUUUCUGGGGGAAGAAACAUUUUGGACAGGACGACAUUUAAAAAUAAAUAAAAUGUUUAAAACCCUAAACCCUAUCUGGAGGUGAGAGCAUGAAAGAGCAGAAUUAAAGAUGCCGCGACUUUAACGAGAUAUUAUCGCGUAUUUACCUUGUUCCAAUCCAAAAACUCAUGUCUCACAGAGUGUCGAGACACAGCUAUGAAUGGCCACAGCUGGAUUUUUGGGGGAUUUUAUGGAUGAAACAUGGUAAUAUAACAAGGGUCGCAAUGCAGAAAUCGCAGACAUCAAGGAGUGGCCAAGAUUUUUUUUUUUCAAGUAUUUACCCUUUUAAACAUUUUUUUCAAUUUUUCUUUGUUUAGAUCGAUUUUUUAUCAUCUUAAAUAUCAGGGAAAAUGCGACUGUAACAAACAAACAAAAAAAUACAAUUAAGCUAUAGUUAUGCGGUAGAUAUCCGUGACCUGUUUACAGACAUUAAUUUUUUCAUUGUGACAUUAUUUGUUUAAAAGUUCAGAAUAUACGAGUGAACAAUUUUAUAAAGUUAUUUUUUAAAACUAAUUACUAGACAUCAAUUAAUGAUUCUAAGCUAAAAACGAUAGACAUUUCGAAUAAUAAUUACUUACCUUUUUAUGGCUGGGUUGAAACAAAAGCGGUGUCUGUAAACGGGGGUCGUCUCUGGGGUAAAACUGACAAAUUAAAAAUCGUUCGGGGGCUUCAUGUGCCAUAAAACUGCUAUGGCAGCAUAUAGACAUAUUGUUCUUUCAAACACAACAGUUCUUUUGGACUCAAGUACAGCAGUUUAUUUUAAAGAGGGGUGCAAAAGCAGAAACUGCUUUUUCAGCCUUGUUUGUGUUUUCUGUCAUAUAUACAGUACAUAUAUAUAUAUAUAUAUAUACAGUCUUGUUAAUAACGGCGUUGUUUUUUUCAGUACUGAGUAAUCUAAUGAAUUACUAUUCCCAUUUUUGCAACACCGUUACCGUUACUGAGUGAGGAUGUGAAGGGGUGCAUUACUACAAUUUUGUUGAAUGAAGCGCAAGUUGUCUUAUUUUGUCAUAGCUGCCUGGGAGUGAGCAAAACGAGAGGGGGGUGGUGAUGCCAUUGCAAACGCUAUGAUGAUUGGCUAGGUGCCUCGGAGCAUUAGCAUUUAGCGUGGCGAGCGUCUCGGGCAACUUUUUUUUUUUUUUACAUACAGAUUGUGGCGUCCAGGUGGGUACAAUUAAUUGAAAAUAAUGUACUGUUUUCCUGAUGAGUGUGCAUUAAAAAGCAGUUCAAUU